UGAUACACUUUUUACUUGCAAGUGGAAUACUGGGUUUCCCGGUUUUUUGUCUUCAGGAAACCAAAUGCAAAAUAUGGGAAAGGUUUCAGUUGAAUAGCUUAUAUAAAAAAGGAGAUAUUAUGUUAGGUGGAACGUUCAUUUUAAACUUUAAAACAAUACCGCCAGACUUAACCUUUACUUCUAAACCUGAUAAUUGGGAAUGUGAUGGUUUUGAGAUUUCUGUUUUCCAACGGGCACAGGCAAUGAUCUUUGCAAUUGAAGAAAUUAACAAAAACCAGACGUUUUUACCAAACAUAACAUUAGGCUACAGAUUAUAUGAUGAUUGUAAUAAUGUGCAAGUGGGCCUUAGAGCUACCAUAGAGCUGACUGGUGGCCUUGAAGAUGACAUCACUAAUUAUAACUGCAAGGAAUAUCCUCCUGUUCUGGCAAUUGUUGGAGAUCCAUUGUCUUCACAUUCCAUAGCCACAUCAAGGAUCUUAAGUGUUUUUCAGAUUCCCAUGGUCAGCUUUUCUGCUACAUGUUCCUGCUUAAGCAAUAAACAAGAUUAUCCAACAUUCUUCAGGACAAUUCCAAGUGAUAGAUUCCAAGUAAAAGCUAUUGUUCAAAUAAUUAAACAUUACAGAUGGACUUGGAUUGGCGCUAUUGCAACAGAUGAUGAUUACGGACAGAAUGCUCUCAAGGAUUUCAUUAAAGAAAUACAAACGAUUGCCUGUAUUGAAUUCACAGAAACUAUCCCAAUUGUUAACGAGAAGGUAACAUUUCUUAAGAUUGUCUCUACUAUUAAAAAAUCAAGUGCAAAUGUCAUUGUUGUGUUUUCAUCUGAAGAAGAAUUAAGCGCUUUGGUUAAGGAAGUUGUGCAGCAAAAUAUUACAGGAAGGCAAUGGAUUGCAAGUGAAUCAUGGAGUACAUCAGCAGUCCUAGCUGUCAAGGAGAACUUUGUUUCCUUUGGUGGCACAAUAGGCAUUGCGAUUCGCAAAGGAGAAAUUCCAGGUUUUAAAGAAUUUCUCCAGCAAAGUAAUCCUGAUUUAAAUUCACAAAACAAUCUAAUGGUUCAAUUUUGGGAGUCUUUAUUUCAAUGUAAAUUUAUGAAUGCCACAAAUCAAAGUAACUUUUCUUCAAAAGUGUGCACAGGAUCAGAGGAUAUCAAAACAACAAAAACAGCCUAUAGUGAUGUAACUGAUUUAAGGCUGCCGUAUACCGUGUACAAAGCAGUAUAUGCCAUAGCACAUUCACUUCAUGACCUGAUGGCAUGUAAAACUGGUGAGGGGCCAUUUCUUAACAACUCCUGUGCCAACAUCCGAAAUGUUCAACCGUGGCAGCUUCUGUAUUACUUGAAAAAAGUUAAUUUUGUAAACCAUCUUGGGGAAAGAGUAACUUUUGAUGAAAAUGGAGAUCCUUCUGCAAUUUAUGAUAUAGUCAAUUGGCAGCUAAGCAAUGAUGAAUCAGUGGAUUUCAAAAUUGUUGGCCUUUUUGAUGAAUCACAGAGUGGAAAAGAGCUCUCACUUAAUGAAAAAGAUAUUUUCUGGAACUCUGCUACUGGAAGGGUUCCAGAAUCCGUUUGCAGCAAAAGCUGCCUGCCAGGUACAAGGAAAGCUACCCGCAAAGGGGAACCAAUUUGUUGUUUUGAUUGCAUUCCAUGUGCAGAUGGAGAAAUCAGCAGUCAGAAUGAUUCCACAGAAUGUUUUACCUGUCCACCUGAGUAUUGGUCAAACCAUGAAAGAAGUGAAUGCAUUCAAAAAGAAAUUGAAUUUCUUUCAUAUGAUGAUGCCAUGGGAAUAACACUAACGGCAACUUCAGCACUUGGGGCCUGUCUAUCACUAAGUGUGCUUGCAAUUUUCAUCCACCACAGACACACCCCAGUAGUCAAAGCCAACAACUCUGAGCUCAGUUUCCUGUUGCUGGUGUCACUCACACUUUGCUUCCUCUGUGUUUUGUGUUUUAUUGGAAAACCUUCAGAUAUAACAUGCACAAUAAGACAUGUGGUGUUUGGCCUUAGCUUUGCUGUGUGUAUAUCUUGCAUUCUUGUCAAAACUAUUGUUGUAAUUAUGGCCUUUAAGGCUACACUUCCUGGCAAUAAUAUGGUCAAAUGGUUUGGUACUUCUCAACAGAGAGGCACUGUGUUUUUCACAGCCUUCAUUCAGUGCAUUAUAUGUUUAGUAUGGCUAACGACUGCUCCCCCUGUUCCAAAUAAAAAUACAAAAUACCAAAAUUCCAAAAUAAUAUUUGAAUGUCAUGUAGGAUCUUUGAUUGGUUUUAGUUGCCUUUUGGGAUAUAUUGGUUUACUGGCUUGCAUUUGUUUUCUGUUAGCUUUCCUUGCUAGAAACCUACCAGAUACCUUCAAUGAAGCCAAAUUCAUCACAUUCAGCAUGCUCAUCUUCUGUGCGGUCUGGAUAACGUUUGUACCUGCUUAUAUCAGCUCUCCUGGAAAACAUACCGUAGCAGUAGAGAUAUUUGCAAUCUUGGCCUCAAGCUUUGGUCUUCUGUUUUCAAUCUUUGCUCCCAAAUGCUAUAUCAUUCUCCUUAGACCGGAACUAAAUACAAAGAAAGCGUUGAUGGGAAGAGCAGGUCAAAAUAUGUGAAUAAUUACUCCACCUGUAUGGCUUGAUUAUUUUUAAAAUAAAUGAAAAUAUAG
Messenger RNA from Erpetoichthys calabaricus (reedfish), 2632 nucleotides. Its product is annotated as extracellular calcium-sensing receptor-like. Lineage: Eukaryota; Metazoa; Chordata; Cladistia; Polypteriformes; Polypteridae. Gene Ontology annotation, biological process: G protein-coupled receptor signaling pathway. Gene Ontology annotation, cellular component: membrane. Gene Ontology annotation, molecular function: G protein-coupled receptor activity. The record is from RefSeq and is a predicted model, not a curated record. The coding region runs from base 120 to 2579 and encodes 819 amino acids. The transcript is spliced from 6 exons.